Bicyclus anynana (squinting bush brown) is the source of this 940-nucleotide messenger RNA. It is a transcript of the gene CPH8, whose product is annotated as cuticle protein 16.5-like. The record is from RefSeq and is a predicted model, not a curated record. Bases 70 to 855 code for a protein of 261 amino acids. Lineage: Eukaryota; Metazoa; Arthropoda; Insecta; Lepidoptera; Nymphalidae. The transcript has a single exon.
AAAUUAUCAGUCGGCCGUGCACGGUUUGAAGUGAUCUAGUUCGUCAGACAAACACAGACCACGUUCACAAUGAAAUCGCUGGUGGUGUUCUUCGCUCUCGCCUCCGUGGCUUGCGGCUCCUACAUCCCCCUGGCGCAGCCCGCGCACCACCCCGCCAUCGUGCUGGACCCUCACGGCCGUCCCUUGGACACCGCUGAAGUCAUCAACGCCCGCGCCGUCCACCUCCAAGCCAAGGCCCUGGAACCCGCCCACUACGGACACGCCGCCGUCGCCGUCGCUCCCAUCGCGCACUCUGCUGUAGUCGCCGCUCCCGCUGUGGUCGCUGCUCCCGCUGUGUACGCCGCCCCCGCCGCCGCCGUGUCCCACCAGUCCCGUGUUGAUGUGCGCACCAGCCCCGCCGUCAUCGCUCACGCCGCUCCCGUCGUAGCUCACGCCGCUCCCGUCUGGGGCGCUCACGCCGCUUCCGCCUGGGGCGCUCACGCCGCUGCUCCUUGGGCUGGAGCCGGACACUACCUGCACAAGCGUUCCUUGGGACACGCCUGGGCCGCUCCCCUCAUCGCUCCCGCCGCGGUCUCCCACCAGUCCCGCGUGGACGUCGUGUCCAGCCCCGCCGUGUACUCCCACGCUGUGGCCGCGCCCGUGGUCGCGCACGCCGCUCCUCUGGUCGCGCACGCCGCGCCCGUGGUCGUCGCCCCCGCCGCGGUGUCGCACCAGUCCCGCGUGGACGUGCGCACCAGCCCCGCUAUCUCCGUGGUCGCCCCCGUAGCGCACAGCUACGUCGCCGCCGCUCCCCUCAUCCACGCCGCUCCCCUGGCGCAUGCCGCUCCCCUUGCUCAUGGCUACCAUGGUUGGUAAAGAGCAGAUCUGACGAAUACCUAUUUAAUGCAAUAUUAAAAAUAAUAAAAAAAAAUAUUUAAUUUAAAUAUAAAUUAAGAAAAUA